UGGGAACGCCGGUUCAAUCUACGAGUAAAUAUGCAAAUUAUAUACACAGGAAAAGGUCAGAUUUCUGUGUUCAAUGGCGACGGAACUUCUGUGAGAUCAGUUUUCACCAAUCAAUUUGAAAAUACGGAGCUUAUCUUUUUCCACAAAUCAUUUUGAUUGUACCGGAGUAAUUUCGAAUUGAUCGAUUCGCUUAUCAAGGGACCGCAAUUACAUUUAUUUACCGGGGAAUAUAUACACGGCAUGUUUUCGACGCAAAACUCCAACUGAACGUGUCUAUCACAAUUAUGACAUCUACUCCACUCGUUCCCGUGAUUCUGAAGGUAUAUCUCAGUAAUAGUUCUGAUACUGUGUCUGAGAUUCCAGUCACGCCGGCCACAACUUGUAAGGAUGUGAUUGAUUGUUGUAAAGAACCUGGCGAAGAACAAUGUCAUUUAGCUGAACUUUGGAGAGGCUGUGAACGUCCUAUUGGCGAUGAGGAGAAACCCUAUGAGAUAUUACAACAAUGGGGAAUACAUAGAGAAGAGGUCAAAUUUUUCCUGCGUCAUGAGAAUGCUGUCCCGUUGGGAAAUGUGAAUCCAGGUAAUUUCAAAUUACCUAGCAAUGGUGAUCAACCUCUGUCCAGCACACCAAGAGGUGGUGCUCCUCCCCCAUACAGAUUGCCACCAUCAUUCCCAGCACAAGAAGAGACCAGCUUUAUAAACCAACCGGAAGAUGGGCGUGGCGAUAGACGUGCUUCAGAACCAGCUGGUCUACAAGCUAAAAAUAUUGGAGCACAAGCAAAGGAUGAUUUUUCUGUGAUUCUAAAGAUCUACUUGAUUGUGUAA
This is a messenger RNA of Saccoglossus kowalevskii, 824 nucleotides long. Its product is annotated as apoptosis-stimulating of p53 protein 1-like. Gene Ontology annotation, cellular component: nucleus. Lineage: Eukaryota; Metazoa; Hemichordata; Enteropneusta; Harrimaniidae. Gene Ontology annotation, molecular function: p53 binding. Gene Ontology annotation, biological process: regulation of apoptotic process; signal transduction. The record is from RefSeq and is a predicted model, not a curated record.